Messenger RNA from Drosophila serrata, 369 nucleotides. RefSeq names its product Ecdysone-dependent gene 78E (gene Edg78E). Gene Ontology annotation, cellular component: chitin-based extracellular matrix. NCBI's taxonomy places the organism in Eukaryota, Metazoa, Arthropoda, Insecta, Diptera, Drosophilidae. Gene Ontology annotation, molecular function: structural constituent of chitin-based larval cuticle. The record is from RefSeq and is a predicted model, not a curated record.
AUGUACAAAUAUCUGUUCUGCCUGGCUCUGAUCGGCUGCGCCUGCGCCGAUAAUAUUAACAAGGACGCCCAGAUCCGAAGCUUCCAGAACGAGGCCAGCGACGCGGAGGGAAAUUACCAGUACGCCUAUGAGACCAGCAAUGGCAUCCAGUUCCAGGAGGCAGGCAAUGCCAAUGGGGCGCGCGGUGCCCUUGCCUAUGUGUCGCCCGAAGGAGAACACAUCUCGCUGAGUUAUACCGCCGACGAGUCUGGCUUCCACCCGGUGGGAGAUCACCUUCCCACACCGCCUCCAGUGCCAGCCUACGUUCUGCGCGCCCUGGAAUACAUUCGCACCCAUCCUCCAUCGCCCGCACAGAAGGAUCAACAGUAA